Cornus florida is the source of this 876-nucleotide messenger RNA. RefSeq names its product zinc finger protein CONSTANS-LIKE 7. The transcript has 3 exons. The record is from RefSeq and is a predicted model, not a curated record. Gene Ontology annotation, cellular component: nucleus. Lineage: Eukaryota; Viridiplantae; Streptophyta; Magnoliopsida; Cornales; Cornaceae. Gene Ontology annotation, molecular function: protein binding. Gene Ontology annotation, biological process: regulation of DNA-templated transcription. Bases 91 to 762 code for a protein of 223 amino acids.
AUUCAUAUCAAACACUAUUGUCACACACACCUUCAUAUGUAGAAAGGAGGAUACAACUAGAGAGAGAGAGAUUCAUAGGGAGAGAUAGGGAUGGGACAUAGCUCUUUCUUAAGAAGCCCUAAGAAGGAAGAGCAAGAAGUGCCAGACACCAAUUUUACCCUAUUAUCUGAUACCAACCAUGUUUAUGCCGACAAGAAGAACGAUAUUAUGGAUGAGUUGGAGGGCAUUUUGGGCAUUGAAGAUGAAGAAAACUUACUACCUGAAGGUAACAUGUAUGGUCAUCUUAAUUGGGACUUCAUGGACUGGGAAGGGUUUUCAGUUGGAGAAGAAGAGGAGGAAGAAGAAGAAGGAGACCAGAAGGUCGCGAACGUAACCGGACCUUUCCAAGAAGAAAGCCACUACUACUAUAGUAUAAAGAAAGAGAAUUGUGGGUUUUGGGAUGAAUUUGAUGAGCAGAAGAGGGUGUCUUUGAACUUGAGUUUGAAUUAUCAAGAGGUCUUGGAUGCGUGGUCCGGUCGCGGCUCUCUUUGGGCCGACAAUUAUUCUCUUUCAAUGGCCAAUAACAGCUAUAUGGGAGAGGUGCCUGUGAUGGAAGAAGAGAGAACAAGGAGGGAAGCUAGUGUACUUAGAUACAAAGAGAAGCGACAAUCCAGAUUGUUUUCUAAAAAGAUAAGAUAUCAAGUUCGCAAACUCAAUGCAGAUAAAAGACCUAGGCUCAAGGGUCGGUUUGUGAAGAGGGUUCCAGAGAAGAUACUAAAAUGAGGAGUCCAGAAAAAUAUCUCAAAAAAGUAUCUUACUUUAUGUGAACUUUUCCAUGCAUAUGCUUUGUGUUUGUCUCAAUGGAAAAUAUCUAAAUUCGCUCUCUACUUUUGGUCA